AUGACAGUUAGUGAAAAAACAUGUCAGAAACUGUUAGAACAACUAAAACAAACAGAACACAUGUUACAAAAUAGUUAUAUGGAAUAUGAUAACAACAAAACACAAGAAUUUAGUACAGAAAACUUAUAUACUAAGAAACUUAGUCUAGGAAUAAAUCUUGAUAAUAAGAAAUAG
This is a messenger RNA of Cetraspora pellucida, 174 nucleotides long. The record is from the annotation of a GenBank genome assembly. Lineage: Eukaryota; Fungi; Glomeromycota; Glomeromycetes; Diversisporales; Gigasporaceae.